This is a messenger RNA of Vittaforma corneae ATCC 50505, 1260 nucleotides long. RefSeq lists its product as uncharacterized. Bases 1 to 1260 code for a protein of 419 amino acids. Gene Ontology annotation, molecular function: structural molecule activity; protein binding. The record is from RefSeq and is a predicted model, not a curated record. The transcript has a single exon. Gene Ontology annotation, cellular component: proteasome regulatory particle, lid subcomplex. Gene Ontology annotation, biological process: ubiquitin-dependent protein catabolic process. NCBI's taxonomy places the organism in Eukaryota, Fungi, Microsporidia, Nosematidae.
AUGGCAAGCAGUACCAGGGCCAAAAAGGACAGAAUAAACAAAAAUGCUGAAGAUCUAAACAUGGACAAGAAUUCAAGCAAUGCCAGCAAGGCAACAAAUGAUAUUUCAGCAGAAAUGCUAGAUAAAAGAACUAUUUCAAGUUUUCAGUCCAAUGAGGAAAAGGAAGAGUAUGUUCUAAAGGCGUGCGACGAAUUAGUCCAAAAUAACGAUUACCAGACCCUCUUAUCACUCUUAACCAAUCUCCCUGGCAUCUGGGACUCUCUUUCUACUGCCAGACUCACCAAGAUUGUGAAACAAGUAUUCUCUAGAAUUGAUGCCAAUUUUAGAAUAUUUGAAAAUCUCCAUGUUCUUUUAAAAGGCCUUAUCGAAUGCUACUCGGAUAAGAAAAUGCUAAAAUUAGAUCUGGAGUGUAAAUUAAUCAAUCUUUACUUGACAGUGGGGAAGUACAGAGAGUGUCUUGAAAGCAUUUCACAUGUUUUGAAGGAGUUGAAAAAAUACGAUGAUAAAAUUAAUUUAAUUUCGUUGUAUGUCUAUGAGAGCAGGGCCUACUAUGAGCUGCAGGACUUUAGCAGGGCAAAGUCCUCGCUGACGUCGGCCAGGGCACUAGCAGUCAGCAGUGCAUGCCCUGCCCAGCUUCAGGCACAGAUAGAUCUACUAAAUGGCAUGUAUCUCAGUGACGAAAAGUCGUUUGACACUGCCAUAUCAUACUUCAUGGAAGCACUUGAAGGAUUUCUACAGGAUAAAGUGCCUGAAAAUGCCUGUGUGACUCUGAGAUAUAUCAUUCUUAAUAAGAUUCUUCUUUCUAAGUUUGAUGACAUCAAUGCUGUCUUGUCUUCUAAACAUUCGGCACCGUUUAGGGACGACCAGUUUAUUAAAUUGCUAUGCAGUGUUUCUAAAAGUUGCAAAAAAAGAGAUUUGAACAUGUACAGCGAGAUUCUGACAAACAAUGCUGUUGUUCUGGAGAGCGAUGCAUAUGCAACCCGCCAUCUUUUCCAUCUCUACAAUAUUCUUUUAGACCAGAAUAUUCUAAAGAUCGUUGAGCCAUAUUCGCAUGUCAAAAUUGAAUUUAUUUCCAAUAAGAUCCAUUUAUCCGAAGAUGUUGUUGAAAACAAGCUGAGAAUGAUGAUAUUGGACAAGACUAUUGAUGGCAUUCUUGACCACGACACUCAAUGUCUUAUUGUGAAUGAUUUGAAGAACGCUGAGGAUAAUUUUGCAUUUAAGAAUUUGAAGAUUAUUAGAGAGUUUUUCUCUGAAGUCUAA